AUUAGGACUCCUGAACCUUGGAUAUUAAAUAAAAAUUAUGAACGUACUUCGGUUUAUCUUGAUGAUAAUAAAACCAUUCAAUUAUUUAUUGGAGAAUCCACCGUUCAAGUAUGGCAUAAAAGAAAAAGUGAAACAUCAUCUUCAAAACUAUCAUUUUCAUCAUCUACGAGAGUUCUUGAAUAUAUUUGGACGAAUAAUUCUAAUGGACCAAUGCAAAUUCAAUCUUUGGAAAUUGGUCAUAAAGAAUUCUCAUUAAUAUUAUAUAUUCCUUCUAGAAAUUCUCUUUCCGAACCUGGAGAAAAAAUUAUACUUGAAUGGCCUGAAAAAGUCAAUUGUCCAGUACAUGCUUGUCAAGCAUUAGAAUUUUUUAACGAGAAAAAAGAUCAACCUUUAGAUCCAAAAAGACAACAUCAAUUUGAUGAUUUGGUUCAACAAACUGAACGCAUCAUUAAAAAAUAUUUGACUAAAAGUUUUGGUUUAUGGAGAAUGUUGGAUAUACGUUUUGAUAUUAUGGCAAAUUUAAUUCGCGGUAACUGCACGUAUAUCAUUAAAAAUAUUUUAUUUUCUAUAUCUGAUGGGAAAAAUAAUCAUUUGCAUAUUCCAAGAUGUAAUUCUUGGGGUGGACAACUCAUAAAAGAGACCGAUCUUGAAACCGCUAUCGUAUGUACAAAAGGAGGUUAUCGUAAAGAUACGAUUAUAGUUAAAUAUUUAUUAGAUUAUUAUUCAAAUAAUGCUUUAAAAUCUUCAAAUUGGAUGUUUACUGUUGCUAAAGCGAUUCCAAUCCUUUAUGAAUAUAAUUUAGAAUUCUAUGUUAAAGAAUUAUUUCAAAAACCUUGUUUUGGUGCUAGUGAAGUUUACUUGGAUCAAUCUAAAAUUCGUGAUAGUGACAUGAAUAAAAGUAAUCACAAAGAUGUUCAUGCAUUAAACGUAAAUUUGGGUCUCAUCAAGAA
This is a messenger RNA of Rhizophagus irregularis DAOM 181602=DAOM 197198, 950 nucleotides long. NCBI's taxonomy places the organism in Eukaryota, Fungi, Glomeromycota, Glomeromycetes, Glomerales, Glomeraceae. The record is from RefSeq and is a predicted model, not a curated record.